GCUCCGAAACCCGACACGGGCAGACACUCCCUGCACAGCCAGGAACCAGGAAAUACAAGCCCAGCCUGCCCAGAGAGGCUCGGGCUGCUCGGGGAAGGAAGGAACGGCAUGGGCAACCUGUGCGCCUGCGGCCGGCCCGGGAGGUGUCCUUCGCUUUUCAAAAGAAAGAAAGAAAAGCAAGGAGCUAAUGUGAGGCAUGAGACUCAACAGCAGCAGCCUGGCAGGAAGGUCCCCACGUACGAAGAUGUCCCUGAUGUCCCUGUGUACGCCACGGUGAGCAAGCCCCAGGCUGUGCAGCAGGAGGAGAGCAUCCACUACGCCGACAUCCAGGUGUUCUCGGCGCGGGAGCGCUCGGCGGCCGAGCUGAGGACGCUGCAGCUGCAGAACGCCACGGAAUACGCCACCCUCAACUUCCCCAGGGCCAGGCUCAAGUACGACAGCAAAAAUGGGACCUUGGUCUAACAGACUUCAUGGACUCAUCCUCCUCCUCCAGCAGGAAAAGGAGUGCACAGCUGUAGAGCCAGAGGCUCGGUCUGACUGAGGAGUUCACAGCUGGUUCUGCUGGCAAAAAAAUCCUCCUGCCCUGGGGAGAGCUGCCCUGGAGCUGGCAGCCUGUCCCCUGCCAGGGGCAGAGCUGCUGCU
Messenger RNA from Catharus ustulatus (Swainson's thrush), 642 nucleotides. It is a transcript of the gene C28H11orf52, whose product is annotated as chromosome 28 C11orf52 homolog. Bases 109 to 462 code for a protein of 117 amino acids. Gene Ontology annotation, cellular component: extracellular exosome. Lineage: Eukaryota; Metazoa; Chordata; Aves; Passeriformes; Turdidae. The transcript is spliced from 4 exons. The record is from RefSeq and is a predicted model, not a curated record.